Colletotrichum godetiae is the source of this 1770-nucleotide messenger RNA. Its product is annotated as HypA protein. The transcript has 6 exons. NCBI's taxonomy places the organism in Eukaryota, Fungi, Ascomycota, Sordariomycetes, Glomerellales, Glomerellaceae. The record is from RefSeq and is a predicted model, not a curated record. The coding region runs from base 173 to 1627 and encodes 484 amino acids. Gene Ontology annotation, molecular function: oxidoreductase activity.
CCGAAUCUAGCCAUCCUAUGGGAACAGCUCCGUUUCUUUACCACUCGCGCUCGCCCUUUCGCGUGUGCCUCAUUUGUAAGCGGGCGUAUGGUCCCGGGGGUCUUGCAUAGGUUCGAUCCCCCCUGUCUUUGAUACAUAUUAAGGUUCAGUCACGGCCUUUACCGUUCCCACGAUGUCAUGGCGAUGCUUAUCUCUAAGUAAAAUGAGAUUGUCACCCGCGGUUCCCAAGAGAAUCUCAAAACAAGUCACAUAUCUCAGAACCCCCAUCUUCCCAUACAACCAGGCCAGAGCUAUCAACAUGGCGACAGCAUACAAGGUCAAAGUUCCGGCGACGAACACGGGAUUGUGGAAAUUUGAGCAGAAAGAUGCUACCGCAAGUAAGGUGUCUGAGUUGCUCCAAGAGGAUCUCGAGAAACAUCAUGUCUUCUUCAACCAAGAAGGCUUCCACAACCACAUCCCCCACCAAGUCCUAGCCCUCUUCGGCACCGGCGCUGGCCCGGACGCCAUCCAGAUGGCUUACAAGGAAAACGCAAACUACCAGCGCCCAGCCCAGACCCCGCGCGACUCCGUCGCAGAUGAGCUGCACGACUGGGACCGCGCCAAAGGGUACCUCGGUAAGGAGAAGCACUACCCAGACUUCCUCCUCUUCUUCCAGCGCGAGAUCGAGAGGCUCGGGGGCUGGGAGACGGCGCUGAACGAGCACCUCUUCAAGGGCGACGAGCGCGCCGACGACAUGUUCCAGCGCAUGUUCUCCGGCUUCUUGCACCCCAUCAUCCAGCUCAUGUACGGCGUCGAGUGGGAGCAGCCCGCCAUCGUCGCCGAGGGGCUGGCGCAGGCUGCGGUACACAACAACCAGCUCAAGGACUUUUUCAAUGAGACGGAGAAGCGUGCGGCGGCGGCUGGUGGUCCGAUGCCGCUGAUUUCGGAUCUUGUUGACGAGAUUCGUCGGGACCAGAAGCUUGCUAAAGCUGCUGAGAUGAAGGAUGCGAACAAGAUCUUUGACGGGGUCCUGAAGCGAGCGCCGGAGGAGAUGCUGCGGAUCGCGAGUAAGGUCAAGGUUCGUCCCGAGGAGUUGGAUGAGAGGACGGCCGAGAUGUUUCAUAAUGCAUUUCAUGUUGCUGGCGGCGCGGCUCUUCGGCCGGGUAAGGAGCCAAAGUGGGAUUUCUUCUUGAUACACCACACGAACGCGGCGCCCAUCUUCCUCAGCUUCAACUCCAAGCCGUGGAUAUCGACGGAAAACAAGGUGCGCAUGCUGGAGUACAAGAUUCGGAUGGACCUGGUGCAGUACGCGGCGCGCGGAUGUCCGCCGCUCCGUCUGGAGGAUGUCAAGUCGUAUAGGCCAAAGGACAAGGAUGAGGGCAAGAGCUUGGUCUCCAAGCCGACUGAUCUCCUUCCAAGAUUUCAUGAGAUUGUAGAUGACGGCCAUACCAUCAAGGUGGUCAGGGCCAUUGGGAUUUGCCAGGAACUUUCAUCAAAGUACGGCGACAAACCUUGGAUCAAGAUCAAAGAUGACCAGUGGCUCAACCUCACCUACAUGUUGUUGGACAGUACAGAGCAUGAUGAGACGAGAUGGGUUCGCUCAGCGGGCUUUGAAGAGGCGUGGAAGGAUGUUCCUGCUCGCGAUUGACUAGCCGACGGCGGUAGGAAGGCAUCGAGGCUCUAGAAGGAUAAAAUGGCGAUGACAAGAGUGCAACAGUAGCAAAAAUUAUGGCAGCUUGACAAAACGGGGGGUAUACAUUUGUAAUAACAUCUAUGAUUUUAUUCUAGCCC